Hydra vulgaris (swiftwater hydra) is the source of this 1554-nucleotide messenger RNA. RefSeq names its product short/branched chain specific acyl-CoA dehydrogenase, mitochondrial. The record is from RefSeq and is a predicted model, not a curated record. Lineage: Eukaryota; Metazoa; Cnidaria; Hydrozoa; Anthoathecata; Hydridae. Gene Ontology annotation, molecular function: acyl-CoA dehydrogenase activity; flavin adenine dinucleotide binding. Gene Ontology annotation, cellular component: mitochondrion.
UUUGACAUUACUAUGUUGCCCAAGUUAAUUUUCUCGUUUUAAAAACAAAAGGAAUAGCUAUUUAUAGUUGUUGCUAUAAUUUUUAUAUUAAGUUACGACAUUUUAACAAUAUUUUAAGAAUAACACAAAAAUGAUGCAAAAUUAUUUGCUCUCAAUUUCAAAGCAUGGAAUGAAGAAAAGUUUGUUUAAACACCUAAUUCAAUGUUUGCGUCAUGAAUCAACAAGACCUCCACUUACAUUAUUGUCUACAGAAGAAAGUAUGUUUCAAGAAUCUACUCGAAAAUUUGCUUUAGAGAAAGUAAAACCCUUCGUUAAAGAAAUGGAUGAAAAGUCAGCUUUGGAUCCUAAUAUUAUUAAAGGUUUAUUUGAACAAGGGUUCAUGGGAAUGGAAAUUCCAGAAAAGUAUGGUGGUAGUGGUUCUUCUUUCAUGUCAAUGAUUACUGUCAUUGAAGAGUUAGCUCGGAUCGAUCCAUCUGUCAGUAUUAUAUGUGAUGUACAAAACACACUAGUAAAUGCUCUGCUCAUACAAUUAGCAACUGAAGAUCAAAAAAAAGAAUAUCUACCAAAGCUAGCCACUUCAAUGGUCGGUUGUUUUAACUUAUCUGAGGCUGGAUCUGGUAGCGAUGCAUUUGCAAUGAAAGCAACAGCAAAGCAAGUUGGAGAUGAUUACAUUAUAAAUGCAAACAAACUGUGGAUCUCAAAUGCAGAGCAUGCUGGUUUAUUUUUAGUUUUUGCUAAUGCUAAACCAGACCUAUUAAAUACAAAUCCAAGCAAAGCAUAUAAAGGAAUUACUUGCUUUUUGGUACCUAAAGACACUAAGGGUUUAGUUGUUGGUAAAAAGGAAGACAAACUUGGUAUAAGAGCUUCUAGCACAUGUCCAGUUGAUUAUACAGAUGUUAGGGUUCCUAAAAGUAGCAUUCUAGGUGAGCUUGGGUUGGGUUACAAAUACGCUAUUGAAUGCUUAAAUAUUGGUAGAAUUGGCAUUGGAGCUCAGAUGAUUGGAUUGGCACAAGGAGCAAUGGAUAUAGCAGUUCCUUAUACAAAAGAGAGACAACAAUUCAACAAAAAAAUAUUUGAUUUUCAAGGCUUGCAACACCAAAUAUCUGAUGUUGCUACAAAACUAGAGGCUGCAAGACUACUUGUAUACAAUGCUGCGCGUUUAAAAGAAGCAAAUAAAGACUUUGUUAUGCAAGCAGCUAUGGCUAAAUACUAUUCUUCUGAGGUUGCGACUUUAGCUACAAGUAAAUGCAUUGAAUGGAUGGGUGGUGUUGGGUUUUCUAAAGAGUAUCCAAUAGAAAAGUUUUAUAGAGACUGUAAAAUAGGUUGCAUAUACGAAGGAACUAGCAAUAUUCAGCUUAACACUAUUGCUAAACUGUUACCAUAUUAAGUACUAUAGUUAACAUGGAAGCUUUUAUAUAAUAUAAAUAUUGUUAUCUGUUAAAUUAUUUAUUAUUAAUAGUAAAAGUAUUGAAUAAACUUGUCUUGUUUGUCAAACAAAUUCAAAAUGUUUUGAUAAUGUUUUUAUUGUUGGUAAAUAAAGUAUAUUGUUAGUUU